CUGGUUACUUUUCCCCCGAUGGUCGGGAUAGACCAAUCACAGUUGUUUUUACUUACAGGCAUGGUAUCAGUUGUUUAACUAAUCUGCAGAUUUUUUAUUUGCAUUACACUUGGCAGUAAAAUAUGUGUAUUUUAAUAUACUUUAAAAUAGUAUAUUUGUAAUUUACAAAUAUUCACAGUUGGAACAAAAACACCAUUACAUUUGAAUGCAGCUUGUUUAGGAGUUUGAGCUUCCGGGCGGCCAGGCGCCCCCUCGAGGAAUAUUUUAUCCUUACCAUUUUCUCCGGCUGGUUCAUUGGUUGAGCAUGAACCCAAUCCACUUCCAGAGGCGGAGUUUACACAAAUCACUACAUUUGGUUGGCAUGUUUCCGAUUCGCUCUUAUCGGAUUAUUGACAUAUUAAUGUAACGACACGAUCAUUAUAGUGGAAGUAAAUAGAAAACAAAUGCAUUUUUGACAUCACAACCGCCCAAUAUUUCUCUAGUAGGACGUAGGCGUAACGUAAACACAGGCGUAAACACGCUUGCGAAAUGCUGCCUGCGGCUGCUGCAGGAAGUUGUAUAUUUGAAUCGAUUCAACGCGGUGAAAUCGAUCGAGUUUCCCAGUUAUUACAGCAAGAUCGUGGACUCUUAAGCAAAGAGGUGAGUGAAUUGUGCUUUGUCCUAGAUGAGCUUGUAAACGAUAGUGAACCUGGCGCAGUGGUCAUCUGUUAACAUCUAUUUUUCUUGUUCAAAGGAAUUAAUUAUUCUGUGUAAGAGUUUUUUCCCAAUUCUUUAACCCACGCAUCGUUUUCUUGAUUAUAUAUUAACUUUAAUGGGUAUCGAUUAAAGGAAAGACUCAGGUGCGAUACGUUUUAAUGCACUCGUUUACAUUCUGCUUUCCUCGACUGCUUUUUCCCAGUGAAGUGCAUAAAGGUUGUUUAUGACAGAUGUUUAACUUUUAUGUCCCAUUGUGUUUGCAGGUUGUCAAAGACAUUGAUAGGACAUUAUUUUGUAAACAACCUUUGAUACUCUUACUCACCUUUAGCUGUUGGUUAGUUGUAAAAGCCUUUUACCAGAACUGAGAAUAACUUGGCUCAAAUGCAGAUCUAUGCCAUUUGUGUUUGUUUGGCAAUGUAAGAUGUUUUAAAGUUUCUUGUUGUUCCAGGUUGGGGAGGUUUUACAGUCCUCCACUUUGCUGCCCUCCAUGGAAACAGACAGAUGGUUGAGCUUCUGCUAAACAAUGGUGCUGAUCCAAACAUCCCAUGCGAUGCAGGACAGACUCCUUUUCACUUCGCUUGCAGAAAUGGCAAUAUCUAUAUCAUGCACAAAAUGAUGCAGCACGGCACCGAUUUAAAGCUGGUAGAUGAGCAAGGGAAGACAUCUCUUCUUCAUGCCGUCAGUGGUGGAAGUGUUAUUGCCAUCCAGUACCUGUGGGAGACUGGAGUGUUUAGUUUCUCAGAUGCAGAUUAUUAUCAGGUCACUCCACUUCAUUUGGCAGCUUCCACAGGCAAUGUUGACGUCGUCCGGUAUCUCCUGAGAGAACAGAGAUGUACACCCGAUGCAGUUGACCACAGGGGGGCGACAGCGCUUCACGUGGCUGCAGAGAAAGGCAUGAUUGAGGUGUGCUGGAUACUGAUGAAGACUGCUGGACUCCACAUUUUACACAUGAAAAACCAUACUGGCCUCACACCGCUAGAUCUCUGUAAUCGGGGAAAUACUUUUAGACAUCAGCAACUUUCCAGGAUGUUGACGCAGUUCAGCAAACGACCAAAGGAUCUGAAACCUAAAGAUUCAUAUGUGAUGUACUACUGGAUGCUGAUGUUGCCGUCUCUCAGUGUGGCGACAGCUCUCAUAAUCUCUGCAGCUCUGGGUGAAUAUGGUGGCAUUUUCUCUGCGCUGAUGUUUCCCUUUAUGGCAAAGGUCAUGUUCUCACAGUACCACAGACUGAGCAGCUUUCAAAGGUUACCAAACCCUAUUUACCUUGGAACACUAACAGCGGGGAUAAUUCAUUCUUUGGCUUGCUUUUUCUAUAAAAUUUUACCUAGUUUGUGGCCAGCUCACACCCUGUUACACAUUACGGUUGUCCAUUUCUUUGUGCUCACUGGACUUUUUUGGAAAGUUCUAUACCAGAACCCAGGACAGCUAAACAAGGGUGAGAUUGAUGCACGGUUUUCCAGCGUAGGAGACUUACUGGAAGCCAACCAAAGCCCAGACAGAUUCUGUAUUUACUGUGAGCUGAUCCAAGUGGACAACUGCAAACACUGCCGUUUGUGUGACGUGUGCAUCAAGGACUACGACCACCAUUGUCUCUUUAUCAAUCAGUGUGUGGGGCAGGACAACCACCGCAUAUUUGUCCUUUUCCUCAUGGUCCUGAUAAUGGGCCACCUGCUCUUCAUCUUUAGUAGUGGGCACUACCUUCAUCUGAAGCUCUCAGUCCUUCAGCGACCUGACUGGCGGUCUGCAGCUGCGAGAGAAGCCUGGGUCAUACUGUUGACCCUACUCAACAUCCUCUCGAUGAUCUGGGUGAGCUGGUUGCUAGGCGAACAACUUGAUGCCAUUUCAAUGGGAACAACCACCUACUUUAAGUACAACCAUAAGAGGCCUUCUAAAAGACAACGCUUGGCGACUCUAAUUUCUUUUCUGCUUGAGGGGAAAAGAAGUCAACUGCAUUUUCAGUCUUUUAACAUAUAGAGAUUUUAAUGUGAACAUUUUAAUUACAAAGAAACAGUUUCUCUUUUCUUCUUUGUAUUUUAGGUUGCUUUUUAUGUUUAGAUUGACCGCAUCUGUGCCAUGCAUUCGAUAUUCAUAGGGGAACCACUUUAACUGCUAUAUAGCAGCACCUAUCAAGAACAAUAUGGUGCUAUAGAAUCAUAUGUGGUGCUAUAGACGGUUUCAUCGGACGCAUGUGCGUUGUCGCGGUUACGCGUCUGGACGGAGCUUAACUUCCGGUUUCUGUUUGUUUAAUGGUCUGGCUAGUGGCUAACCGGGACUCUGGAACAAACACGUUGUCGGAAAUAUCAAAUGUUUUGGUUUCCUUAAAGCGAGGGGAGACGACGAUCAUGGAUCAAUGCUAUGUGAAGGGAGGUUGGCAGCCGAUCGGUAGUUAACAUUUCAUACAUUAAUUUUAUGCAGUAACAUUAGCUCAGUGUAGUUUUUGAUACGCUUUGAUUUAAUCUAAGGUAAUCUACUUAUUUAUUUUGCUUGUUAUCAGAAAUAAACUACUCUAAAAGGA
Molecule: messenger RNA, 3211 nt
Organism: Misgurnus anguillicaudatus (oriental weatherfish)
Lineage: Eukaryota; Metazoa; Chordata; Actinopteri; Cypriniformes; Cobitidae
Source: RefSeq, a predicted model, not a curated record